Molecule: messenger RNA, 1338 nt
Organism: Parastagonospora nodorum SN15
Lineage: Eukaryota; Fungi; Ascomycota; Dothideomycetes; Pleosporales; Phaeosphaeriaceae
Exons: 3
Coding region: 1-1338 (445 amino acids)
Biological process (GO): regulation of transcription by RNA polymerase II
Cellular component (GO): PcG protein complex; transcription regulator complex
Molecular function (GO): RNA polymerase II cis-regulatory region sequence-specific DNA binding; DNA-binding transcription factor activity, RNA polymerase II-specific
Source: RefSeq, a predicted model, not a curated record
AUGUCAAGCACCAAGCCCAAAUCCAAUCGUCAUCCAUCUGCUUACAAUGCCGAGUUACGUCUCAGGAACUUCGGAGUAUUUUCCAUUGUAGCUCUACGUGACUACACUAUACUUAUCAUCUUCGUGGGGACUUUUUGGUUCUGGAUUCAAGCCAUCCCAGCCACUGUGCCCAUACCAUUCCCUAUGCGCUGGGCAUGUAUCGUGGCCUUCUGGCUCGAGACAAUAAGUAAAAACGCCUUCUUCUUCAAAAUCAUUACCGCUCUAGCAGCUCAGUGUAUAUCAAAGAUCGAGGACGAGAAUCAUUCACGAGACUGUGACUUGGCGACACGCACCACAAACCUCGAAGAUUGGAUUCUGGCGAACUUUUGUGUCAUAGCUGGUCUGUCAAGCAUCGGUCUUACGGCACAAUACUGGAGGAGAGUUCUUUCGCUCAUGGUACAGUUCUUAAUGAAUAUUAUUACGCUUGGGAUUUGGAUGUCGUUUUGCUGGACUUUGAUAAUUGGAGGUCUUCUCUCGCUAUUCUGGUUCAUCAAAUGGACUAUACGUCGUUACCGGAAAGCCAAGGGGAUCGAACAGGAUGAGGCAUGGCGCUUCCUGAUUGCUGGCAGUGCCAUUCGAAUGUACAACAUAUCACAAGGACCCAAGGCGGAUAGAGUGCUGGAGCAAGUUCUUGAAGUCAGUGAUUUUAUGUUUCAGGGACUGACUGCGCUACCGAAGUUCUGGUUGGACAUAAUCGGCUUUCACAUUGGCAGAGGGCCAUUUUUCAAAGAAGACAACGAAAAAGAACCCCAAGAUCACGAGGAAGCCUAUUUCCACCCAUCUGUAUUUGAGCAGGAGCCAAACCCCGUCAUUUUUGCCCAUCUACGAGGUGAGCCUCUAAGCUCACCGGAUUCCGGUCGUGCCGAAGCAAAGAAUACGUCCGAAUGCCAUCUCAUGGAUACAGCGGAAAUAGAUGGAGGAGUUUUUCCUGAGGUGGAUGUCCAUAUUGACGACACAAUUGGCCCCAAGAACGUUCAAAAGACUCCCUUUGUGCCCAGUCACAACUGCCCAACAACAAUAUCCGUCAAUCUCUCUUCUUUCCAAUGCACGGAAUGCUUAUAUGUCGCCAGGAAAAAGAACAAACUCAAUAAGCAUAUCAAACAAAAGCACGAACGCCCAUAUGGAUGUGCCCAUUACGGUUGCAAACAGACCUUCGGUCUUCGAACACAUUUGGAGCGCCAUCAAACGACGCACACAGAAAAGAAGGAAUUCGAGUGCUCGAAUGUGUUUUGCAAAACACAAUUCACACGCGAGGAUAAUCUCAAAAGACAUAUCAAAGGGUGCAUCGCUUCUACAUGA